AUAUCCCCCUUUCCCCUCCCCUCUUCUCCUCACAAACAUUCUCUCCUUAUCCCUUCCUCCCACCCACUUUCUUCUUCCUCACAUAGAAACAUGGCCAUUAAUUUGCUUUUCAUGAUGAGCAUUCUCCUCUUCUCUACUCCAAUAUGUUUCGCGCAAGGAGGAGGUUGGACCGCCGCUCAUGCCACCUUCUAUGGAGGAAGUGAUGCGUCCGGCACUAUGGGUGGAGCUUGUGGGUAUGGGAAUUUGUACAGCCAAGGAUAUGGGACUAACACUGCUGCUCUGAGCACUGCUCUCUUCAACAAUGGGCAGAGUUGUGGGGCUUGUUAUGAGAUAACGUGUGUUGCAGACAGGCAAUGGUGCCUUCCAGGCUCCAUUGUUGUAACUGCAACAAAUUUCUGCCCCCCAAAUAAUGCGCUUCCGAACAAUAAUGGGGGAUGGUGUAAUCCUCCUCUGCAGCAUUUUGAUCUCUCUCAGCCUAUUUUUCAGCGCAUUGCUCUCUACAGGGCUGGGAUUGUUCCCGUUUCUUACAGAAGAGUUCCAUGCAAAAGAAAGGGAGGGAUAAGGUUCACAGUUAACGGUCACUCCUACUUCAAUCUAGUUCUCAUCACCAAUGUCGCCGGUGCUGGCGACGUACAAGCCGUCUCAAUAAAGGGAUCAAGAACAGGAUGGCAACCUAUGUCCAGAAACUGGGGCCAAAACUGGCAGAGCAAUUCUUACCUCGAUGGCCAGUCUCUCUCAUUCAGAGUCACCACCAGUGAUGGCCGCUCAGUUCUUUCCUACAAUGUUGCUCCUCCCAAUUGGUCAUUCGGCCAAACCUUCUCUGGAUCUCAGUUCUUCUGAUCACCACUCUACUCCCUCCCUCCCUCUCUCUC
Phalaenopsis equestris is the source of this 872-nucleotide messenger RNA. Its product is annotated as expansin-A10-like. Gene Ontology annotation, biological process: plant-type cell wall organization. The transcript has 3 exons. Lineage: Eukaryota; Viridiplantae; Streptophyta; Magnoliopsida; Asparagales; Orchidaceae. Gene Ontology annotation, cellular component: extracellular region. Bases 91 to 840 code for a protein of 249 amino acids. The record is from RefSeq and is a predicted model, not a curated record.